Messenger RNA from Schizophyllum commune H4-8, 1502 nucleotides. RefSeq names its product NAD(P)-binding protein. The record is from RefSeq and is a predicted model, not a curated record. The transcript is spliced from 4 exons. Bases 371 to 1384 code for a protein of 337 amino acids. NCBI's taxonomy places the organism in Eukaryota, Fungi, Basidiomycota, Agaricomycetes, Agaricales, Schizophyllaceae.
GAACCUACUCCAAGUCUUCAACAAGCCAGUUGCCACAGUCGCCCUCUUUGAAAAAUUGGUCAUAACUAUCGCAGCCGCCCUCAUCGGAAGGAACACCCUUACCCACCUCCCAAUAGCCUGACCCAGCGCCUAUCGACUCGGCCUCAAGUGGGCUGACAGCGAACCUUCGGGUGUUCCUAACCGAAAUCUGGAGGGUUCGCUGCUGAUCAAGCUGCGCGGACUCUGAUUGCUCAUAUUUGGUGAUCUGAGUAAGAGCAGGUGGGUCUCGGUGGUAAUGCGAAGGCGGAGGAAGGUAUAAAGGGUGGGGCGACCAGACGCAGUACCGGUAGAACAGCAUUCAGACUGUAACAGCAGCAGACCAGCACACACAAUGUCCACCACCGAUAAGCUGAUCGUCGUACUAGGCGCGACCGGGUUGCAGGGAGCAUCCGUCGUCGACACCUUCCUCGAGAUCCCGGGCUGGAAGGUCCGCGGCGUCACCCGCAACCCGGACGGGGCGAAGGGACGCGCCCUCGCCGAGCGCGGCGUCGAGGUCGUCAAGGCGGACAUCAACGACGUCGCCUCGCUGACCGCCGCCUUCACCGGCGCGCACGCCAUUUUCGCCGUCACGGACUUCUGGGCGCCCUUCUUCGACCCCGCGACGGAGGCGAAGCUCGCGCCGGGGCAGCUCAUGAACGAGUACUGCUUCGACGAGGAGGUGCGGCAGGCGAAGAAUAUCUUUCAUGCGAUCAUCCCGGUGCUGGGUGGGCUGGAGAGGUUCGUCUACUCGACGCUGCCGGGGAUUAGGAAGUGGAGCAAGGGGAAGUAUACGUGGGCGUACCACUUUGAUUCGAAGCAGGCGGCAGUGGAUUACUUGGAGGAGAGCUUGCCGCAGCUGGCGGCGAAGACGUCGUAUGUGAACUUGGGGCUGUAUGUGACGAACGAGAGGUUGGUGGAACCGCUGAAGCCCACUAAGAUCGGCGACGGAGUGUACCAGCUGGCGUGGGCGGCAAGUCCGGAUACGAAGUUCCCCUUCGUCGUGACGCGCAAGGAUACCAGACCGCAUGUGAAGGUUGCCAUACUGGAUCUACCACCGCGGUCGAACUUGCUGGUGUAUAGCGAGAUGGCGUCGUGGAACGAGUACAUCAAGAUCUUCGAGGAGGUCACCGGGCUCAAGCUCAUCUACAAGGAGGUCUCGAUUGAUGAGGCGGACAAGGCGGCGCCCAAGCACCAUGUUGGACGGGAGGCUGGCGAGGUGAAGCAGUUCACGCAAGAGCUGGGCUGGCAUGGAGGCGAUCCGAGCAUGCUCUUCCACGAGGAUUUGGCGAAGAGAGGAAUCUCGCUGAAGACGACGAGACUGAGGGAAUGGAUAGAAAGCGAGGACUGGUCGGAUCUGAAGAACUAGAGGAGCUGCUGAAGUCAAACCUAUUUUGUAGAUCUUGUGAAGUAGUGCCUCUUCCGUGUAGAUGUCGCGCACAAGGGUGCAGAGGAUGAUGGAAAGACGCAAGCAAUAUUGUUUGUCA